Rubroshorea leprosula is the source of this 2869-nucleotide messenger RNA. The record is from the annotation of a GenBank genome assembly. NCBI's taxonomy places the organism in Eukaryota, Viridiplantae, Streptophyta, Magnoliopsida, Malvales, Dipterocarpaceae.
AGGGGGAAAACAAGGGCCGCUAACGAUCUUCUCUUUCCUCCGCUCCUUCCGUCAACGCCGCCGACUUCGCAUCUCUCGAGCCAAUCCGGGACUUCCACGUGAUGAAGUCCGCCACCAAAUCCAUAAGCCCUCUCGUCACCUUCGACCAUAAUAAGAGGGAUGCUUAUGGGUUUGCUGUGAGACCUCAGCACGUUCAAAGAUACAGACAAUAUGCCAAUAUCUACAAGGAGGAAGAGGAGGAAAGAUCAGAUAGAUGGAAGAGUUUCUUGGAAUGCCAACCAGAGUUUGCUCAAGUUCAUGACACCGCCAUAUAUAAAACAUCACUUACUGAAGUCUCUGAGGAAGGGGUGGAGGAUGCAGUUCAGAAGGAUAAGAGGGGUGGUUCAAGUGAAAAGAAUUCUGGCUUUGAUUUUUCACUCGAGAAUGCUACUGAGAAAGAAGGGUUACAGUCUUCCUCAGAGAAAAGAAAGCAUCAGUCCCAAAUAUGGGCUGAUAUUAGACCCUCCCUUCAGGCCAUUGAAGAUAUGAUGAGUAUCCGUGUGAAGAAUAAAGGCAAUUUAUCAAAAAAUGAGCAAGAGGCUGGAAGAGGGAAGCCGUUACCUUCUACAUAUGAUGCUAGAUCUCUGAAGGGAGCGUCAGAAGUGGAUUCAGAGGAUGAAUUUUAUGAUGUGGAGAGAUCUGACCCAGUUCAAGAUGCCUCUUCUAGUGACAGUGUGAGUUCUACAACAGCAGGUGCUGCUGUAGCUGCAGAUGCAGCAUAUCAAGAAUCUUUGACACCAUGGAAAGAAGAGUUGGAAGUUCUUGUUCGUGGUGGAGUACCAAUGGCUCUUAGGGGAGAGCUCUGGCAAGCCUUCGUGGGUGUCAAAGCUCGUCAAAUGGAGAAAUAUUACCAGGAUCUACUUGCUUCAGAAAGCAAUUGUGGCAACAACAUUGAACAGCGUAGCUCACAAUCAGACAAUAAAGGUUCAAGUAAAGAAUCUGUAUGUGGCCCCGAGAAAUGGAAAGGGCAGAUAGAGAAGGAUUUGCCCCGUACAUUUCCAGGUCAUCCUGCUCUUGAUGAUGAUGGUAGAAAUGCUUUGAGACGGUUAUUGACAGCUUAUGCUCGACAUAAUCCCUCUGUUGGGUAUUGUCAGGCAAUGAAUUUCUUUGCUGCUUUAUUGCUACUUCUGAUGCCUGAAGAAAAUGCAUUCUGGACAUUGAUGGGUAUUCUUGAUGACUAUUUUGAUGGCUAUUACUCUGAGGAAAUGAUUGAGUCUCAGGUUGACCAACUUGUUUUUGAGGAGUUGGUACAUGAGAGAUUUCCUAAACUGGCGAAUCAUCUAGAUUACCUGGGAGUGCAGGUGGCAUGGGUUACUGGACCAUGGUUCCUUUCCAUUUUCAUAAACAUGCUUCCAUGGGAAAGUGUUCUUCGAGUCUGGGAUGUGCUCCUGUUUGAGGGAAAUCGUGUUAUGCUUUGUAAAACAGCUCUUGCUUUGAUGGAAUUAUAUGGCCCUGCACUAGUUACAACUAAAGAUGCUGGAGAUGCAGUUACUUUGCUACAGUCAUUGGCUGGCUCAACUUUUGACAGCAGUCAACUUGCAUUAACAGCCUGCAUGGGCUACCAAAGUGUAAAUGAAAAAAGGUUACAGGAGUUGAGAGAUAAGCAUAGGCCAGCCAUAUUGGCUGCUGUUGAGGAAAGAUCAAAGGGACUUCAAGCUUGGAGGGAUGCUCAGGGCUUGGCAUCUAAGCUGUAUAACUUUAAGCAUGAUCCUAAGUCUGUGCUGAUGGAAAGAAAUAAGACAGAACAAAAUGGGGAGUUAUCCAGCUCAGAGUCUGGAUCAACAAAUGCAGAUGAUGUUCUUAUUAGUUUGACAGGAGAUGCUGAUAUAGAUUCUGUUCCAGAUCUUCAAGAACAGGUCAUGUGGUUGAAGGUUGAAUUAUGCAGGUUGCUGGAGGAAAAAAGAUCUGCUGCCCUCAGAGCUGAAGAGUUGGAGACAGCUUUGAUGGAGAUGGUUAAACAGGAUAAUAGACGACAAUUAAGUGCUAGGGUGGAGCAAUUGGAGCAAGAGGUUGCUGACCUUCGCAAGGCACUUUCUGAGAAGGAAGAACAAGAAAAUGCAAUGCUUCAGGUCCUCAUGAGGGUUGAGCAAGAGCAAAGAGUGACGGAAGAUGCUCGCAGAUUUGCUGAGCAAGAUGCUGCUGCCCAGAGAUAUGCUGCUCAAGUGCUUCAGGAAAAGUAUGAAGAGGCCAUUGUUAAACUUGGUGAGAUGGAGAAAAGACUAGUAAUUGCAGAAUCAACGUUGGAGGCUACUUUACAGUACCAAUCUGUUCAAGCCAAAGCACAACCUUCUGCACGAUCAUCGAACCCAGAUUCACCAGCAAGAAACUUUCAAGAGUCCACACAAGAUGUGCCUGCAAGAAAGAUUAGUUUACUUUCCCGGCCCUUUGGUCUUGGCUGGCGUGACAAAAACAAGUAGGGAAAACCGACUGGAGUUGAUGGACCUAAUGAUGAUGGGAAGCCAUUUAAUUAGGGACAGUGGAGACACCGAUCAGAAAGACUUAAUCGGCCAGGGGAGCCCUUAAACAAUAAACAAAGUCCAGAUACCAUGCAGAAAGGGAUGAAUGGCAAGGGCACGAACCGUAUUGAGGAAUAAUAUAAGCAGUAACAGAAUUGGUGGUUUUCAUCGUAUCACUUCUCAUGCAAAUCCUUUCAUCAUUUCUUAUAUCCAUAGACUCUCACUAGAUAUUCUUUUUCAUUGUCAUUGCCAUUGCCAAUUUAGUUAGUGUAAUUGAGUUUGCCGGUCUGUAAUUUUUGAUCGGUAAACAGAUAUAUAACACAUAUCAAUAUAUUGGUUUGUUCUUUUGUUAGUAAUAAAUAAUAAGUUUAUCA